ACGUGCACAUCUGCGAAACUGCUUAGAGAAACUUAAAGAUAUAGUACCGUUGGGCCCCGAAGCAUCUAGACACACAACAUUAGGACUUUUAACUAAGGCGAAAAGGUUUAUAAAGAACCUUGAAGACAAAGAACGGAAACACUCACUAUAUAAGGAUCAGUUAAGCCGAGAACAAAGGUACCUUAGGAGAAGACUGGAACAGCUUUCGUUACAUUUCGCCAUGUCAAAAAGACGUUCCCUUUCGGAAUGCUCCUCCUCAACAAUAAGUAGUAACCAUUCUACGACGUCCUUCUCGUCUGCGCCUUCGCCCAUUUCCGAGUCAGUUUUGAUGUCCGCCUACUCUUAG
This is a messenger RNA of Anoplophora glabripennis (Asian longhorned beetle), 346 nucleotides long. Its product is annotated as max dimerization protein 1-like. Gene Ontology annotation, biological process: regulation of transcription by RNA polymerase II. Gene Ontology annotation, molecular function: DNA-binding transcription factor activity, RNA polymerase II-specific; protein dimerization activity; RNA polymerase II cis-regulatory region sequence-specific DNA binding. The record is from RefSeq and is a predicted model, not a curated record. NCBI's taxonomy places the organism in Eukaryota, Metazoa, Arthropoda, Insecta, Coleoptera, Cerambycidae.